Dermacentor andersoni is the source of this 863-nucleotide messenger RNA. RefSeq names its product anaphase-promoting complex subunit 10 (gene APC10). Gene Ontology annotation, cellular component: anaphase-promoting complex. NCBI's taxonomy places the organism in Eukaryota, Metazoa, Arthropoda, Arachnida, Ixodida, Ixodidae. Gene Ontology annotation, biological process: anaphase-promoting complex-dependent catabolic process; protein K11-linked ubiquitination. The record is from RefSeq and is a predicted model, not a curated record.
ACACUAACAUUGCGCGCGUGCUAUAUUUUGUGGCAGUGGCAGUUGUGCCAUGGUUGUGCCGCUUCCUUGAUUGCUGUCGACGCCGUCGAUUUGCUGCUUCGUGGUACUAUUUCGUACUACGUAGCACUCGCGUGCCUGCAUGAGCUCUUCUGCCUAAUUAAUUGUGCCAAUUUCAAGAUAACAGUGAUAAUAGCGUUGUCGAUGCAACAGUAAGGGCGGCUCUCCUGCAGGCAAGGCCUCUCCUCGCACGUCACGUGCGUGCGAGUAUUUCGCUCAGUCUGAUCCCCGUACUGCCAUGAACACUGGCUAUGUCCGCGAUUCUUUGAGCUUGGAACGGGAAGGCAAAGUCAGGGAAGUGGGAGCGCAAGCUGUGUGGUCGUUGUCAUCUUGUAAGCCGGGAUUCGGCGUUGAUCAACUGCGUGACAACUGCCUCGACACGUACUGGCAGUCCGAUGGGCCUCAGCCGCACCUAGUCAACAUUCAGUUUCGCCGCAAGACGACUAUUCAGGGGAUAUGCAUUUACGCAGACUAUAAACUCGACGAGAGCUACACACCUAACAGGAUUUCUGUGCGUGUGGGCAGCAGUUUCCACGACCUGCAGGAGCUGGAGGCUGUAGACUUGACGGAGCCCACGGGCUGGGUGCACAUUGCUACACGUGACGCAGCUGGCCACCCUGUGAGGACCUUCUUUGUGCAAAUUGCUGUGCUGUCGAAUCACCAGAACGGUCGGGACACCCAUCUUCGCCAGAUCAAAGUGCACUCACCUGUCCAGCAAGCCAAUGUCAGCGUCAUGCCAAAAGUCAACUUCACCAGUGUCAACUGCCGUGCCUUCAGCUGCAUCCGCUGAUGCCUCUGUUUAACAA